Messenger RNA from Oldenlandia corymbosa var. corymbosa, 1621 nucleotides. The record is from the annotation of a GenBank genome assembly. NCBI's taxonomy places the organism in Eukaryota, Viridiplantae, Streptophyta, Magnoliopsida, Gentianales, Rubiaceae.
AAAACCUUCGGCCCCUUUAUCCAUUACCUUUCAUUUGCUAGGGUUUUCACUUUUCUCUUGCGGCAAAACACAAUCACUCAAGGAACGGAGCUCGUAUCAGUCGGCCGUCGAAAAUGUCGAAGAGAAGGACCAGGGAGCCAAAGGAAGAGAAUGUGACCCUUGGACCUGCCACUAGGGAUGGGGAGCUUAUUUUUGGAGUUGCCCACAUUUUUGCAUCAUUCAACGACACUUUCAUCCAUGUGACUGAUUUGUCUGGAAGGGAAACCUUGGUUCGUAUCACUGGUGGCAUGAAGGUUAAAGCUGAUAGGGAUGAGUCUUCCCCAUAUGCAGCUAUGCUUGCAGCACAAGAUAUUGCUCAAAGAUGCAAGGAACUUGGGAUUGCUGCCCUUCACAUCAAGCUCCGAGCCACUGGUGGCAACAAGACAAAGACUCCAGGUCCUGGUGCCCAGUCUGCUCUUCGUGCACUUGCUCGUUCUGGAAUGAAAAUUGGCCGUAUAGGUACAAGUUUCUUUACGUUCUCUACUUGAUUCGGUGUAAUAUGUCUCCGUGACGGGCGUCCUGUUUGAAAUGUGAUUGAAGUUUUAUUGGUAAUGGAAUUUAAAUUGUCUAGUGUAUUCUGUUUGUUAUAUGGUAGAGUUUGUCUGGCACUUUUGGCUAAUAUUCCCUUGUUUAAGAACGGGCAGCAAUUUUUAAAAUUGAAUUGGACUUUCCGUUGGCUGCUAUUUGGAUCCAUUUCGGUGUUAACCAGUGUUGGAAAUUGAUCAUUGUUCAUUUACUAGACAUGGUCUCCUUUCUUGUUGGAAACUCACCAGCUAAAUUGUUUUUGUUUUGACUGGUGUUGUUUUCUGGUUUAAGUUUUGGAGUUUCAUUUGUCUUCUGGUAUGCAUGAGUUUCAUGUAAGCUUGUAUAUUCCAAAUUGAAGAUCUCGAAGUGGUUUAUGACUCUUAUAGCCAAUUUGUCUGAACUCUGAAGAGAAUUUAGUCUGUAGUGAGAUGUUGUAAUACAUUUUUGAGUGACAUUUGUGUAUGUUCUUUUGUCAGAGGAUGUGACUCCCAUCCCAACGGACAGCACUCGCAGAAAGGGAGGUAGACGUGGAAGGAGGCUGUAGAGUUCAGUUAUUAUAUCCACUUUGGAUUUUACUCUGUUGAGGAAUGCUAAGAGAGUGGGUGGAAGUUUAGUUGGGUUGGAUAUGAUAACCUGUCAUCUUUUUGUCGCCGUGGAAUUGGCCUUACAAAUUGUUACUUCGAGGAUAAUUAUCAAAUUAUGUUCUACUGUUCUAGUUAAUUUGUUCUAGUUUAUGAAUGUUUUUGUUUGGCAAUAUAUAUUUUAAAGGCCUUCUGAAGUUCUUAUGGUUCAGAACUGAAUUUAACUUCGAAUCUAGCUUUUCAUUAUUGAAUGGGUCUUAUUGUGCCAGAGAACUCAGGUUCACUAGUUGCUAAUGGAGCAACUUUCUUUCAUUCACAUCCUGGGAGGUUGAUGCGCUAUCAAUCAAAUUGUAAAGGUUCUUACUUCUUAGAAUGUCAAUUGCAAAAUCAAAUACUGCUUCCGUCUUAUAAUUAUUGUCCAGUUUGAGUUUUUAUUUUUAAUUUAAAUUGUACUAAAAGUAAAAUCUGAAAUUGGA